Molecule: messenger RNA, 636 nt
Organism: Gossypium arboreum
Lineage: Eukaryota; Viridiplantae; Streptophyta; Magnoliopsida; Malvales; Malvaceae
Exons: 1
Coding region: 1-636 (211 amino acids)
Source: RefSeq, a predicted model, not a curated record
AUGAAAGACAUACUUUCAAGGAAGAGACAAUUGGGAGAAUUUGAAACAGUCGCACUUACUGAAGGGUGCACUACUAUGCUGACAAAUAAAUUGCCUCCAAUGUUAAAAGACCCAGGAAGCUUCACAAUACCUUGCUCAAUUGAUAACCAAUAUGUUGGGAAGGCCUUUUGUAAUUUAGGUGCGAGCAUAAACCUUAUACCCAUGUCUGUGUUUAAAAAGCUGGGAAUUAGUGAAGCAAGACCUACCACUAUGACCUUGCAAUUGGCAGAUCGAUCAUAUGCACACCUAGAAGGUAAAAUUGAAUAUGUCCUGGUAAGGGAAGAUAAAUUCAAUUUCCCUACUGAUUUCAUUAUAUUAGACUAUGAAGCUGACAAAGAUGUGCCUAUUAUUCUAGGUAGACCUUUUCUUGCAACAGGUAGGACUGUGAUUGACGUUCAAAAGGGUGAAGUAACUAUGAGGGUGAAUGAUCAACAAAUCACUUUUAACGUUUUCCAAUCUUUGAAAUGUGCUGAUGAUAUAGAAGAGUGUCAUGCUGUCAGUUCGUUAGACUCUGUUGUGGAAGAGAAGUUAAAAAAAACCAUGACAAAGAGCAUAAUGAAUUGGAUUCAGUUGACAUUGAUGAUAAAGGGCCAUUAG